Rubroshorea leprosula is the source of this 2128-nucleotide messenger RNA. NCBI's taxonomy places the organism in Eukaryota, Viridiplantae, Streptophyta, Magnoliopsida, Malvales, Dipterocarpaceae. The record is from the annotation of a GenBank genome assembly.
GAACCAGAGCCCAAGGGGCAACAGCUAAUAGAGAAGAGCCCCAACAGCUCUAUUAGCUUUUCAAUAAAGGGAAAGAAAGGAAGAAGAAAACGGGGAAAAUCAGGGGAAAAAAAGAAGAAGAAGAUUAGGUAAAGAAAUAUUAACUAGAAGAUGUCUCAUGGGAACAAUGAUUCCGGCUCAAGGAACAAAAAGUUCGCCAUUAUUGGCGUGUCCUCCGUGUUUCUGGUUGCAAUGGUGGUUGCCGUAGUGGUCGGUGUUGGGAAGAACAACGAAGACAGCAGCCAGCCCCAGGGUAAUGGCGCUGCUGGUUCUCACUCAGGCAUAUCUACUUCUACCAAGGCAAUCAAGGCCCUUUGCCAAUCUGUUGAUUAUAAAAAAACUUGUGAGUCAAGCCUCAAUGCUGCCGCUCCAAAUACAACUGACCCCAAAGAGCUUAUCAGAGUCGGGUUUCAGGUGGCAAUUGCUGAGAUUAAGAAAGCAAUGAAGAAUUCGACCACAUUGAAGGAAGUGGAAGCAGAUCCAAUGGCGAAACAAGCCCUUGAUAAUUGUCAGGAGCUGAUGGAUUACGCCAUUCAGGACCUGAAGAACUCUUUUGAACAAUUGGGAGCUUUUGACUUCACCAAAAUGGACGAUUACCUAGAAGAUCUCAAGGUGUGGAUGAGUGGUUCCAUCAACUACCAACAGACUUGCCUGGAUGGAUUCGACAACACAACUGGGAAUGCGGGAAAGAAGAUGAAAGAGAUUCUCAGGACAUCUCAACAUCUCACCAGCAAUGGUCUGGCUAUGGUUACAGAGCUUUCUAACAUCCUAGGGAACCUAGGUUUCCCUGGCUUCAGCAGCAGCGGCCAACGGAGGCUGCUGACUCAAGAUGGCAUGCCUUCAUGGGUUUCAGCUGGCCAACGCAGACUCUUUGAAGGAACUCCGGCCACCAUCAAGCCUGAUGUAAUAGUUGCCAAGGAUGGAAGUGGUAAAUACAAGACCGUCAAUGAAUCCUUACAGGAUAUCCCUAAGAACGGAAACAAAACGUUUGUGAUUUAUAUCAAGAAGGGGGUCUACGAUGAGAUAAUAAAGCUUGGCAAGUCCCAAACCAACGUCAUGUUCCUUGGCGACGGCCCAACCAAGACUAAGAUCACUGGUCGCCUCAAUUGGAUUGAUGGCACGUCCACCUACAGGACUGCAACGGUUGCAAUUUCAGCAGACAAUUUCAUGGCUAAGGACAUAGGGUUCGAGAACGCUGCUGGACCUGAAAAGCACCAAGCGGUGGCACUGCGUGUGUCAGGUGACAAGGCCAUUCUCUACAACUGCCAGAUAGAUGGGUACCAAGACACGCUUUAUGCCCACAACCACCGUCAAUUCUACCGUGACUGCACAAUUACUGGCACAAUCGACUUCAUCUUCGGCGACUCCCCAUCACUCUUCCAGAACUGCAAGAUAAUCGUCAGAAAGCCACUUCCCAACCAACAAUGUAUCAUCACCGCCCAGGGCAGGAUAGAAAUACGUCAAGUCUCCGCCAUAGUCCUCCAGAACUGCACAAUCUCCGGUGACCCUGAGUACAUCCCUGUCAAGGACAAGAACAAGGCAUACCUUGCACGUCCCUGGAAGGAAUACUCGAGGACCAUCAUCAUGCAGUCCCAAAUCGACGACAUUAUCGCCCCUGAAGGAUUCCUGCCCUGGAAUGGCGACUUCGCUCUCAACACUCUGGUCUAUACAGAGUACAAUAACAGGGGACCCGGUGCAGAUACGAGCAAAAGAGUGAAAUGGAAGGGUAUUAAGAAGUUCAGCGCCACCGUGAUCGAAAGGUACACAGCCGCAAGAUUGUUAGGCGGCGAUCUCUGGAUCCCGCAGACUGGAGUUCCUUACAUUCCUGGGAUGAUUUCUGGGCUGUAAAGAAUUGAACGGCAUAGAGUUAGUCAUCGAAGGCAGUGGAGGAGGGGUUGAACGUUUCCUCCUCGGUUUGGGCAUUGUGCUGUGAUUCAUAGUUUGUGAUGGCAUACCAAUUUUUUUCAAUUAUCACCUUAAUUAUUGGCUUAAUUUCAAAUUAAGUUUGUCCUUGUGGUUUUGGUUUGAUUUCAAAAAUAACAAGCUCAAAUUUUGCAGAUUUCAUGUUGAAUGAAGAUGUCAUGUUCAU